Messenger RNA from Corapipo altera (White-ruffed manakin), 1880 nucleotides. RefSeq names its product protein phosphatase, Mg2+/Mn2+ dependent 1G (gene PPM1G). Gene Ontology annotation, biological process: protein dephosphorylation. NCBI's taxonomy places the organism in Eukaryota, Metazoa, Chordata, Aves, Passeriformes, Pipridae. Gene Ontology annotation, molecular function: cation binding; protein serine/threonine phosphatase activity. Gene Ontology annotation, cellular component: nucleoplasm. The coding region runs from base 111 to 1790 and encodes 559 amino acids. The record is from RefSeq and is a predicted model, not a curated record. The transcript has 10 exons.
GACUUCCGGUCGCCGCCCGCCGGUGCGAGGUCCUGCCGCCCCCGCGCUCCGCCCGCGCCCCCCGGUCCGGUCCGGGCCGGUCGCCGCCGACCGAGGCCGUCGCGGCCGCAAUGGGCGCCUACUUAUCGCAGCCCAACACGGUGAAGAGCUCCGGGGACGGCGCCGGGCUCGGGCCGCGCCCGCUGCACUUCGGGUUCAGCGCCAUGCAGGGAUGGCGCGUCUCCAUGGAGGAUGCCCACAACUGCAUUCCCGAGCUGGACAGUGAAACAGCCAUGUUCUCCGUCUACGAUGGACAUGGAGGAGAAGAAGUUGCCCUGUACUGCGCCAAGUACCUCCCUGAGAUCAUCAAAGAUCAGAAGGCCUACAAGGAAGGCAAAUUGCAAAAGGCCCUGGAAGAUGCGUUCUUGGCCAUUGAUGCCAAGCUCACCACCGAGGAGGUGAUUAAGGAGCUCUCCCAAAUGGCCGGGCGGCCCCAGGAUGAUGAAGAUGAGAAAGAGAAAGUUGCUGAUGAAGAUGAUGUGGAUAAUGAGGAAGCUGCUCUUCUGCACGAAGAAGCCACAAUGACCAUUGAGGAGCUUCUCACACGUUAUGGACAAAACUGCACCAAGAACCUCAAAGCCAAGUCCGUAGCUGCAGCUGGGGAUAACACUGCGGAGGGGACAGGCAAGCAGCAUGAUGGGGAGUCAAAUAUGAAUGGAGAGGCUGACCCAGGGGAGCUUCCUGACCACAAGGAGAGGAAGAACGGGAAGCCAGAUGAAGAAAUCACGGGUAUUUCCUCCACCUCAGACAAAGCCAGCGCUGGAGGCAACAGCCCUGCUCUGCAGAAGCCUGAACUAGGCAAAGGUGACGAGGCCGUCACCUCUUCUACUGGGGAGGCCGGGCCCUCCUGCUCCUCCACGGGAAAGCCCCAGCGCACAACCAAAUCCAAAUUUUUUGAGGACAGUGAGGAUGAGUCAGAUGAGGUUGAGGAAGAGGAGGAAGACAGUGAGGAGUGCAGUGAGGAUGAGGAUGGUUACAGCAGCGAAGAAGCAGAGAAUGAAGAUGAUGAAGAUGACACUGAAGAAUUAGAGGAGGAUGAGGAUGAAGAGGAGGAAAUGUUGUUACCAGGCAUGGAGGGGAAAGAGGAGCCCGGCUCGGACAGCGGGACCACCGCUGUCGUGGCGCUGAUCCGGGGCAAGCAGCUGAUCGUGGCCAACGCCGGGGACUCGCGCUGCGUCGUGUCGGAGGGCGGCAAGGCCGUCGACAUGUCGUACGACCACAAGCCAGAGGACGAGGUGGAGCUGGCCAGGAUAAAGAACGCUGGCGGCAAGGUCACCAUGGACGGGAGGGUGAACGGCGGCCUCAACCUCUCCAGGGCCAUCGGGGAUCACUUCUACAAGCGGAACAAGAACCUCCCUCCAGAAGAGCAGAUGAUCUCUGCCUUGCCUGACAUCAAAGUGCUGACAAUAAAUGAUGACCACGACUUCAUGGUCAUUGCCUGUGAUGGAAUCUGGAAUGUGAUGAGCAGCCAGGAAGUGGUGGAUUUCAUCCAGUCCAAGAUCACUCAAAAGGAUGAGAACGGAGUCCUGCGGCCGCUCUCCUCCAUCGUAGAAGAGCUGCUGGAUCAGUGCUUGGCUCCAGACACCUCAGGAGACGGCACCGGCUGCGAUAACAUGACCUGCAUCAUCAUCAGCUUCAAACCCCGUAACACACACCCACCUGCUGAGAGCGGGAAGCGGAAACUGGGGGAGGUGGCGGCACCAGUGGAGGAGAACGGCGGGGACAGCACCAAGAAGGCCAAGCUGGAGUAGCGGGGCCUGCCCAGGGACUGGGCUGUGCUCACCAGACUCUCAUUUCUUACCCAUGCUGAACUCAAGACUCCAAGUCUUGUCCUUUUUUUA